Messenger RNA from Trichomycterus rosablanca, 4234 nucleotides. RefSeq names its product circadian-associated transcriptional repressor. The transcript has 6 exons. Gene Ontology annotation, cellular component: nucleus. Gene Ontology annotation, molecular function: RNA polymerase II cis-regulatory region sequence-specific DNA binding. Lineage: Eukaryota; Metazoa; Chordata; Actinopteri; Siluriformes; Trichomycteridae. The record is from RefSeq and is a predicted model, not a curated record. Gene Ontology annotation, biological process: circadian regulation of gene expression; negative regulation of DNA-templated transcription. Bases 228 to 1325 code for a protein of 365 amino acids.
GGUCUGCCCCGUACGCGACGGUGCCAAUAGUAGAGCCGGGUGUGUGAGAGCCCGCCCGCGCAGACACGUUGCCCGAGGAGCGGCAACACGGGCCGCUCUGCAGUCACAGCUCUGCAUCACGGAACAGCACGUAGCUCAACUACACGCAGCUCUCGCUGUGUCCUGGAUUUACCUCUGAAACAAAGGAAGGCGCUCUGUUCCCUCUCAUCCUCCUCACCAGGUCAGUGAUGAAGCGGCCGAGGAUGUCAGCAUCAGAUUCGGACUAUUCCAUUGACUGGCUGGCCAGUGAUGAAGAUGACAAUGACAGUGAGCUAGAAUUAGGGUAUGAUGAAGCAUGUACGACACUGACCAGCACUUCUGCCGCUCAUGACAGUGCCAUCCCUCAAACGUGCAGGAAGAGUAGUUCCACCUCAGUGAAGGUGAAUGAGGACAGGAGCUCCAGGAGCAGCUCCCCCUCCAGCUCCACCAGCUCUCUCAGCAGUGAGGAGAGCGUGCUUACUGGAAAAGAAGACCAGUCUGUCAUCAGCUGCACCUCAGGAAGCCCUAAGGGCAAAGGCAGACAGGCCCAGAAGCGAACACAGAGCUUGCUGGAGUCGGAGCAGAAAGAAAAGCAGCUCACAGAUGGUCCUACACAGAGGGACAAGCUGUUUGCUUACAAGUGCAUGGAGCUGCAGUGCUACAUUGACCCACUCUCAUCAAUCCUUAAUGGCCUCCGUUCUGGCAGAUACAGAGAACGACUCAGCACAUUCCAAGAAAGUGUGGCCAUGGAUCGGAUCCAGAGAAUUAUGGGGGUCCUGCAGAAUCCAUGCAUGGGUGAGCGGUAUAUCAACAUCAUACUAAAAAUGGAAGAAAUGUUGAAGACAUGGUUUCCUCAAAUAAAACCCCACCACCAAACCACCACUGUGGAGUUAAUGCAGGAGACAGUUCUGCAUAAAAAACCCAAGCUGUCUUCAGAGCCAGUCCUCAUGUCAGCCAGCACAUCUAAUCCCUGCACCACCAGCACUGCUAAAGCUAUGAACGUUAGUGAUCUUACCCCACCGGCGUCCUACACCGCCACCAACCUGAAAUGGCUACACACAUCUCCUAUUUGCUCACCCACUGCUGAGCACACCCGACGCACUGUCCGGAACUUUCUAACAGCCCGCCAGAACCAGGAUGUGAUGCAGGAUAACUCUGUGUCCUCCACUAUAGACACCCCUGAAUCUAAGGACUCUGUGCCCUGUCAGCCUCCACAGGGCAAGAUUAGUGCCCCGUGCCUAGAGAGACUGCUGAAAUCUACAGAAAGCAUAAUUAGCCAUCAAGUCUCUGGGGGAAUGUCCACAUAGGCUCGGCUCUUAGUCCACAUAGGCUGGGUUCCACGUUAUCAGAUCCUGGCCAACAGCCUCUCAAGCUGGUCCAGUCUGGUGUAGUCCAACACACUUCGGGGCAAGAUCUCUGCUUUAUGGCAGACUACAGAAAAGACACAGGGCAGAGAAACAGCCUGGCGCCAAGUCCGACCCGGUCAUGAGUGGAGUGAAGGUGUGUCCUCAUGUCUUCAGAAGAUGAAACACUUAAUGUACUGAGGCAGCAUGUAGGUAUCUGUGAAUAAAGGAAAACAUUACUUUACAAAGGGAAGGAAAAAUAAGUAAUGCAUUUCUCGGGCACAGUUCACAGAUAUUUCAGUUUCCUCCAUUUAUUUGUAGUUAAAAAAUGUGGAUUGAAUGUGAAUUCUGCAUUAUUUUUUUUCCGUCCACUCCACCUCUGGAGCCGGUUGAUAUGACUGUUACUUCAUAGGUAUACUUAACUUAUAGCUAUGAUUUUGGUACAACGGUUCUACCUCAAUCUGACAUCAUGUUUAUGGCUGAGUAUAGACAAAAUAUGUUCACAAGGACAUUUUGUGCAUCCAUCAGAAAAUGUAUUAAUGUAUUGUUUUAAAGCCAAAAGAAAAUUGUCUAAUUGAUUACUUUAAUGUAUUCUUCUGUCUGCAUUAUAAUACAUAAUUAUAAGCAGAAGUUUACCUUUAAUAGCAUUUAUUGUUAUUAUUGUUAUUAUUAUGUCACUAUACCAUUAUUGCUUUGUGAUGGUUGGCUGCACAGAUGGGUCAGCUUACUCCAACGCCCUCUGUUGCCCUCCUAUAGCAGACUAGCCCCUGACAAGGCAAUACAUGUUGUGAUGUUGUCAAUUCAGCUUAUUUCCACAAGUCCUGUCAUAACACUGUCUUCAGUGUUGUCAUGUGGGUGCCUCAUCACAUGCCGAAAGUAACGUAACUUGUGGGGCUUAUUGUGGUUUAGUAGCUCCUUUUUGUUUUGGCCAUCUCGUAAACGUGAACUCUUAGUGGUCUUCAUCUUCCUCCAUGAGAUUCUCAGCAGUUUUGUGAUGCAUUUUCUUUUUUUGUAAUGUCCAAGCUUCAUAUUCAUAUUUGGCUACUGGCUAGACCAAGGCUUUCAUCAGUUGUAGCUUGGUGAUGUUUUUCCAUAUCCUUGUCAAAUUGACCAUCAUCAUCAUGUCCAGUGAUGUUUUUGACUUUGCUUCACCAGCACAUUCUGCAGUAUUUAAAACUCUACUCUCUAAAUUAUAGCGUUUUAAUUCAUUUGUAUUUAAAUUAAUUUGUGUUUUAUUAAUCUGUAAGCCAGUUGCUUAUGUAUUUUGGGUCUUAAACAGCUGUAUAUGAUAAAUUGGAAGCUAAAGCUCCUUGUAAGACAGUAAUAUCAACAUCCAUGAAUGCAUUAUUUUCAUUGAAAUGUUUGAUGGAUGCCGAAAAUGUCCUUGUGAAAGCAGCUGAAAUGCCAUUUUACACCAAAUGCAAUUGGGCAUACGUGACAAGACCAUGAGCAGCUCCAUGAAGUCUUCAACAUUCGAGGGCCACACAAUUGUGUGUUUUUUCAGUCCCUCAGUUAUUAUAAACUAGAAAUAAUUCAUUGGACAAUUUAAUAAAAUUUAAAUAACCUGCAUGAUCAAAUGAAGUUAAAAUGAUAGCUGGCAUCUGGCAACAAGCCUGCAUAAAGGAGCAGGACGACUGAGCCAAAUUGUGAAGUGUUUCUAUAUGUGAAAGUGAUGCCAUGUGCCAUGCACAGUGUGUUAUAGGUUACAACUACUAACAUUGGAGUAUUUUGGUUGUGCCAUUUUGAUUGUGGUCAUCUGGUGUAAAAUGUGCUUAAAAACUAACGUUUACCGAUGUGAAAUUAGAUAGAGGGGACCUGCUAAGAUCAUGGUGAGCCAUAUUUGCCUGUAGUGCCAGGGUUUUGGGUACAGGAUUUCUCUAUGAAGAGAAGCGCUGUCAGCCUGACUGGUACUAUCGUAUAGCACAGUGGUUCUUAAACUGAGAGGUGCAACCGUUGGUGGGUCGCUCAAAAAAUGGGAGGGGUCGCAGGAUGAUUUUCUGUCUGAAUGUAUUAAACAAGUGUUAGGUAAGUUUUGAACAAUGAAAUCUAUCACUUAAAAACUAUUCAGCAGGCUUGCGAUGCACAACUAAGAGUAAAGACAUUGCCUCACAGCAAAAAGGGCCUGGGUUCAAUUCUCCGACCGGGCAGCCAGGGUUCUUUCUGUGUGGAGUUUUCAUGUUCUCCCUGUGGCUGCUCUGACGUGUUUAUUUUAUUACAUUUUUUUGUUUUGCACUUCUUGUUGUUAAAAGUAAAGCCUUAUAAUUGUUGCAUCUUAGCUUCUGCUUUCUGUUCUGUGGCGUGGUUAAUGCUUUAGGGAGGUCAGCCAUGACAGUAUGCUGUCAAAUCAGUGGGUUGGGAAGUGGGGGGCGAGACUUGAACAAUUUUAUUUUAUUUUUUAUUUAUUUCUUUGGGGCGGGGGGUUGUAGUACAAAAAGUUUAAGAACCACUGGUAUAGAAUGUGAGUUAUAUAUUUCAUUUCUCUUCCUUAAAAAAUCUUCCAGUUCAAGGGGAUCUGGUGCCUGCUCAUUCGAUGUUAAGCUGUGCCUGUACACUGGUUUUGAAGCGAGUGAGAACCACCUGGAAUUCCUUUAACUUUUAAGGGAUGUAUUGAAACACAUUGUGCGGGAAUGUUCAAUAUUCCUACUGUUUCUUUCCUAUUACAUAAAUUAUACAUUUUUUCCAAACAUUUCCCGAGUGCUUGAGUGGGACAAUGGCAUUUGUGCUGGCUACAGAGCUGGAUGAUAUUUUGAGGGAGAGCUAUUUAAAUUAUUAAAUAUUGUAAAAUAUUUAAGGUUGUUAAUCUACCCUUGCGAAGUGGCCUUUACAGUGUGUUUUAUACUUUGAAAAUAAAUGUGGUUAUGUUUGACAAAUUC